UUUCAGCGUUUGGUGUGCGAAAGUUCUCUCAGUUCGAAAGCCUCUUUGAUGCGAAAAGAGUUAAGCAAUAAAGCUUGUUAGAAAGUUAUCAAGUCCUUAAAAGACUUGGCAAGAUUUGGAAAGAAAGAUGGCAGUGCUUGGAAGGAUUUCGGUCUUAAUCUCGUUUUUGGCAUUUUUACCAGCGUGUUCGGCGUCCCAAUUUCACAACAGUUUUUGUACAAAUAACUCGCUGGUUGACACACGGACAAAACCUGAAGGAAACAUCGUUUUCCCGUUGACGACUUUGAACUAUACUGCCAAUCGGUGUAACGUUCUGAUACGCUCUCCUUUCGACGACAAAACAGAACUUACUUUGGUGAAUUUACGGCGAAAACAAUCCAAUGAACAAUGCGCCAAUGAAAAUUCUAUUGAAAUUGUCACCGAACUUCUUAACGGCGAAAGUUGGCAUGAAUUCUGUAAAAGUGUAGGCAGUAAGGAAACCAUUAUACUAAAAUCAACUAUUAAGAUGAUAUAUAGAGCUCCAUUUCGAAACGAAAUAAGGGUAAAAAGUACAGAAAAUGCUAUUAGCGUUCAUUACAAAAGACUUCAGUCAACAAAAGCUUGCCGACAUGUGUUAAAAGCCAAAAGCGGUGUUUUUCAGAACUCUGGUUACCCCAAAUACCCCCAACAAGGAGAUUGUGAGUGGGUAAUUGACACAGGCAAAGGAGAAGGAAUCUCACUUGAAUUUAAAAUUCUACACGCUCACCGUUUAAACUGUGAUAACAAUUUCAUUGAAGUUCGGCAAGAGGACAGCAUUGAAUCACCAGAAUUGGUGAAAAUUUGCAGUCCUCAGAAUAUGGAAAAGAAAUUCUCAUCGACUAAAUUGUGGAUACACAUUAAGUCAUCUUCAACUAAUGGUAUUGGUUUCCAGGCAAUUUAUAACACAGAGACUUGUGAGGUUAUUACUGCUAACAAACAAUUAGAUUUUCAAUCACAGGAAACAUCAUGCCAGACUUGGAACUUAACUGCGCCAUCUGGACACAUUGCAGCGUUAUCAUUUUCAAAUAUUAACUUAGUAAGUGCAGACAGUGUGUCGUGUAUGGGCAAUGUUCUAGAAGUCUGGGAUGGCGAGACGACAACUUCAUACUGUAAUUUAAAACUUCCUCCUCCGAUAAUCAUGUCGAAAGGUAGAAAACUAGUUGUUACGUAUCGCACAAUGAAUUCUAAAUAUGGUAUGGCUAGCAGUUUUCAAGCAAGUUUCACUUCAAUAUUUCCAAGCAGUUACAAAACGAACUGUUUUGUCCGAGAAAGGGAACUGAGUUUUGAAUGCAAUAACAAACAAGUUAUCCCAUGUGCGUGGCAGUGCGAUGGCGCCAUGCAGUGCUCGGACAACAGUGACGAAACCCCAUGCUCCGACAUGCAAGAGAGGUGGCAUAAACUUCAAGUAUUUGUCAUUGUUAUUGGCUCCAUAUGUGCAUCAACAGUUAUGUUCUGUAUUGGGUUGAUCUGUUUCAGAAGGUGUCUUAUACACAAUGAACCAACAACAAGACGUGACCGGCAUUUGAGUGUUACUGACCAAUCACCGCUAACCCCAAAUGCAGACCUACCCAGCCCACCACCUUGUUACUUCACAGAUCGAGACGAUGAACCCCCAGCUUCGGUUAUCCGAGGGACAUACUUCUUUGGUGAUGAAUUCUCCCAAAGUGGUAUCCACAGUGCAUCAUUGUUCGGAAUCCCACCUCCAAGGUACCGUUCAACUGAUUCCCUUCAUCAGUCUAAUACUGAAACCAGAAGUAUAUGGCAGAGGGGGAUGUCAAGUAUUCCACUUGUACCGACAGAUACUUCCAGGGGUACCGAAAUUAUUCCCCUCCCUGAAGAAAACCCCCCAGAUUAUGAAAGCAUUUCGGCUGAUAAAGACGAACAAAUUAUUGUUGCAGCUCAGAACAAUCAGAUGACGGCUGAAAAUGCUUCAUGUGCACAAGAAAACCCUGAAAGCUCAUCAAAUGAAUGUUUUGUGAAUGACAAUGGCCUCAACACUGAAAUGGAUAUCGAACUUCAAACACAUGUGACAAACGCUUCGGACAUUGAUAUUGGUAUAACGAAUGCUGGUGCAAUGUUGAAGGUAUAAAGAAACUACAUGCACUUUGUUACAGAGUAGGUGUUCUACCAGAUUUGUAACUGACUAAAAAAUUGAAAUUGCCCCAAAUUAAGGAUGGCAAUUAUUAAGGUUGACAGGUGAAAAGUGAAAUAGUUUUUCUCAAGCUAGGCUAGUUUUCCAUUUGUUGAGAUUCCACCUGAUAUUAUGUAUUUAUAUAUAAUUGUUGUGGUUCAUAUAUAUCUGCAUGAGAACAAGGCUAGCUUUGCAUGCCGAGCUCCUGUUUAACCAAGGCUUUAGAAAGGUGAUGACCUGAAGUCAGAUAUCUGGUAGAAUAUAAAAACUCUGUUCCAGUUUAUACAGACGUACAGAAUAUACCACCUUUUUCAUACUUCAUAUAAACAUGUUUAAAUUAUUUUCAUAUAUGGUAGCAAUAAUAUAACUUUCAUAAAUUUCAUAUUUUGGUAAUUUAUUUCCACAUUGUUACCAUUUUGCACUGCCCAAAAAACAUGAUUCCAAAAAAUGUACAUUUUCGAAGACAUUGUUUCAUUAUUAAUAUAAUCAUGAUGAUGUAUCCUUUGUAAUAUAAAUAUAAAUAUAAUGUAUAUAAAAAAUGUAAGUAUUGAUAAUAUUUAUAUAGAUAUAAUCAAUUUAUUUGUAUGAUUAAAUAUAUUUGUUUGCUGCAGUAUCUUGUGAUAAACGUUUUCAAGUUGGAUGACUGUUUUUCUCAGGAAAACGCCUAUCUUAUUAACAAACACAUCAAGCCACAAUGUACUUGUUAUUUUACUUUGUCCAACGCCAGACGAUUUUACUCACAAUAAGUCUUAAAUUUUGGCACAAUGUUUCAAAAUUGCAACAAUUGACCAUUUGCGUAAUAGACUAAAUUUUGAUAUAAACAAGUCUAGACAAAAAUUUCAUCACAG
Paramuricea clavata is the source of this 2997-nucleotide messenger RNA. NCBI's taxonomy places the organism in Eukaryota, Metazoa, Cnidaria, Anthozoa, Malacalcyonacea, Plexauridae. The record is from the annotation of a GenBank genome assembly.